Symbiodinium natans is the source of this 708-nucleotide messenger RNA. Lineage: Eukaryota; Dinophyceae; Suessiales; Symbiodiniaceae. The record is from the annotation of a GenBank genome assembly.
AUGGCGGAAGAAGAUGAGAACAGCCCGGAAAUGCCCCUCGAAGACGACGACGAUGCUUCUGGUACAAUACGGGAGAUCAUGGAGACCCCUACACAGAGACGGUCUCGUACCAGAACCAGAUCCCCUGUGGCUGAGAGGUCCUCCUCUGCGAAGGCAAGUGGUAGUGCCGCCACGGCCGAAGGGCGGGGGGCCAAGACAGGAAUGGAGGAGGCAAGGUUCCGAAGCCCAGCACGCAAACUGGCAUGGGAGUUUCCUGAACCGAUCGAGGAAUGGCAACCAUUGCCAUAUGAGGAGCUCAGGCGAUGGUAUCAGAACCACUGGGGUCGGCGACAGUCCCGCUCAUCUACGUCCUGGAUGCCACAGGCCUCCACUGGCAAAACCUCAAGCUCUAGCAGCGCAUGGAGGCGUGCGCCCCCUCAGCCACCGAUGUCGAGGCGACAAAGAGCGAGUCAAAGCCAGAAGGACCAGGAGGAGGAAGUGGGACAGCCUGAUGUCGACCCUACAUCGGAGCGAGCAGUGGAGGCCGUUCACCCGAUUGUGAAGGUAGAGCCGUCAGAGCCGUCUGCCCCGAACGCUGGAAAUAAGACGAAGCCCGAGCUGAAUGAGGAGCACACGAUCAAAGCGGAGCUGGAGAUGAGCGAAGUGGAGUGUGACAUCAUCGUGGAUUUGAAGUCACGAGUGAACAGCUCCUGGAUGCCAUGCAGAUGA